Messenger RNA from Hyalella azteca, 2222 nucleotides. It is a transcript of the gene Coq6, whose product is annotated as ubiquinone biosynthesis monooxygenase COQ6, mitochondrial. Gene Ontology annotation, cellular component: mitochondrion. Gene Ontology annotation, biological process: ubiquinone biosynthetic process. NCBI's taxonomy places the organism in Eukaryota, Metazoa, Arthropoda, Malacostraca, Amphipoda, Hyalellidae. The record is from RefSeq and is a predicted model, not a curated record. Gene Ontology annotation, molecular function: 2-octaprenyl-6-methoxyphenol hydroxylase activity; FAD binding; oxidoreductase activity, acting on paired donors, with incorporation or reduction of molecular oxygen, NAD(P)H as one donor, and incorporation of one atom of oxygen. The transcript has 13 exons. The coding region runs from base 400 to 2004 and encodes 534 amino acids.
ACAUACCCUCUGUUGGUGUUGAAAACUUGAUGCUGAACUGCUGCUGUAAACAUGAGCAGACGUCAAAUUUUCUGUAAUAUAAGGUAGGAAAUGGUCGCUUUGGCAGCUUGAAUCCAAGUUGUUCACGAUUCCAACAACAAAAGGCAAUUACUCAAGUUCUUUUAUCGUUUCGCUGAAUUCUUUUGAAUGAUCACUAACUGAAAUAGAAAUUUAUUCCAUUUGAGUUUUCCGGACGGCUCCUUGUUCACGCCAAAUUGUCGCCCAGUCACACUGUUUCUUCAAACUAAUAUAUAAUAAACGUCAUGUGUGAGCAAUAUAGGUGUUGGUAUUGUAUUAGCGACCAACAUAAUUAGGUUUACAAAAGCUAAAUUGUCAUUCGGCCGAAGACUUCAAAGGAGCAUGACGACGAAGGUGCUGAGGUCGCUACAGGUCGUUAAGAAAAGCGGCUCGCUGCAAUGCGUUGUAUGUGGCAGCCGUCGCUACAGCACCAGCACCAACGCUGAGAGCUUCAGCACUAACACUAGCAGCAACACUAGCAGCACCAGCACUAACAGCACCAACACUAGCAGCACCAGCACUUACAGCAGGAAGGAUGCAGAGCUGUUUGACAUCGUGGUGGCAGGAGGCGGCAUGGCGGGCUUUGCAAUGGCCUGCUCCUUAGGCCAGAGCAAGGUGCUGUCAUCGCUACGUGUGCUGGUGCUCGAAGGAGGACCUCACACGGACGCCUCCUUGGAGGCACUGAGCGCCGCACCGCACGACAACCGCGUGUGCGCCAUCGCCCCGCCCUCCGUGCGCCUGCUCGACAAACUGGGCGUCUGGCACGACAUUUGUGGCGUCAGGACCGGCCCUGUCAAGCGCAUGCAGGUUUGGGAUAGCGAAUCGGACGCAAUGAUCGCGUUCGGCGACGGCCAUCGAGCGCUCGCCCACAUCGUCGAGAACCGCGUCACCGUCGCAGCGCUGCGCGCCCGCGUCCCCUCGUCUAUCGAGGUUCGCUACGGGGCACGCGUGCAGAGCUUCGACCUGCCGCCCCCCGCCACCGACGGCCUGCCGCUGCUGACGCUGCGGGACGGCGGCCACAUCCGCGCCAGGUUACUGGUGCGUGGUGCGUCUGUGGUGCGUGGUGCGUCUGUGGUACGUGGUGCGUCUGUGGAGCACCUCGAGGUAUGGACAGUCUGCCGUGGUGGCAACACUGCAGCUCGAGGUACGGACAGUCUGCCGUGGUGGCAACACUGCAGCUCGAGGUACGGACAGUCUGCCGUGGUGGCAACACUGCAGCUCGAGCGAGAAGAAAACGAAAGCAAUAUAACGGCUUGGCAGAAGUUCCUGCCUAACGGACCGCUAGCCAUACUGCCCCUGCGCCACGGCCUCAGUUCGCUGGUGUGGACCACGGCCCCCGGUCACGCUCAGGCUCUCCUCGCUAUGGACGCGCGCAGCUUCGCUGACGCCAUCAACUCGGCCCUGUGGUCUAACGAGCGCGCUCACUCGGCGCCGUGGCUGGAGUCGCUGCAGCGGCGAGGCACGCAGCUCGCUAGGGACGUCGGCCACCUCUUCAGCAGCGCCACGGCUGCGCAGGUUAGUUCUCGCUUGCUGCCGCCCCCCGUGGUGGGUGUGGUGGAAGACUCCCGCGCCUCCUUCCCCCUCGCACUCAACCACGCCGUCCACUACACCGCCAACAGAGUCGUGCUCGUCGGGGACGCCGCCCACCGCGUCCACCCGCUGGCAGGCCAGGGCGCCAACCUCGGCUUUGGGGACGUGGCCGCCCUCACCACCGCCCUCGAGACCUCCCUCCUGCUGGGGGAGACGCUGGGCUCAGCUUCCUGCCUGUACGAAUAUGAGCGCAUCAGGCAGCGGGAGAACCUGGUCAUGUUGGCUGCCAUCGACGCCCUGCAGAAGCUCUACAGCAGCACCGCGCCGCCCCUCGUGCUGCUGCGCGCCCUCGGCCUCGCCGCCGUCGACGCCAUCGCCCCCAUCAAGGAGAAGAUAGAGGCGUACGUGCAGCGAUAGCGGAACAACCGAGUCGGCAGGAGACGUUAUCUUAUAAUUAUUUCUUUAUUCUGUUCAUUUGUUGAUGCAUAAACUAUCACUCUUGAUAUUCAUCAUCGAGCGACGAGAAAAAUCUAUUUCAAUUAUGUUUUGUGCCAUGAGAUAAAUAGACAAAAUAUUAAUGGAAUGUAUUCAAAGACAAGAACACAAACCUUUACAAAUAAAAAUGAAAAACCUAA